UCGCUCCAGAAGACGGCAGUAUUGGGUUUCGAUCCGAGUUGCAUUUGUUACCUCUUUUUGUUACACGUUGACUGUCAACAGUACAUUACUAUGGUCUGUUUAGUGUAGUUAAAUUAUUUUUCAUGGUUUUAUGUAUUUGUGCUUUCUGCGACUUGUUUUAAGUGUUGUGCUAGCUGACUGGAAAACUGUUAGCAUGCUAAGUUAAGCUAAUAUCUGCUAGCCUUUUGAACGUCAGUUAGCCGCUGCCUGUCUCCACACAGCUGACUAUGACUCUACCUACUCGAAUAUGACUAGUUAGCCCAACAUUUAACAGAUACUAUGAUUAAAUGUUUACCAAAGGAGGUACAGGGGAAACUCCGCUCUGGUGUCGCUAUCCCAUCCCUGCAGCAAUGUGUGGAGGAGCUCAUCCUGAACAGCAUCGACGCUGGAGCGACAUGUGUGGGAGUCAGGAUGGACAUGGAUGCGUUCAAAGUUCAGGUAAUAGACAACGGUGCUGGACUGAGCUCCGAGGAUAUGGAGUACGUGGGAAACAGAUAUCAUACAAGCAAAUGUCACUCCGUGGAGGAUCUGGAACAUCUCAGGUUUUAUGGUUUCAGAGGUGAAGCCCUUGCAAGUAUAGUCUCUUUAGCUACACUUGUUGAGAUCUCAUCCAGGACUAACUCAUCUGUGAAAACACAUGUCAGAAUAUUCAAGGAUGGCAAAGGUUUGGCUGUCUUUGAAGCAGAGACAUCUCGACCAUCUGCUGGGACAACUGUUGUCAUUUGUAACUUCUUCCAUAAUAUGCCAGUCCGGAGGAAGAGGAUGGAUGCCAUCUUGGAAAGUGAGAGGAUCAGGCACAGAGUGGAGGCUAUUUCUCUGAUGCAUCCUUCUGUCUCUUUUACCCUGAAAAAUGACUGUACAGGAGUCAUGACAGUGCAGCUUCCUAAAGCCAGAAACACCUACCACAGGUUUGUUCAAAUCCACAGCCUCGGGCGAGCACAGAAACUGGGAGAAAUCAGCUACACCCACAGGCAGUUUGAGGUGAUUGGAUACAUUGGCCGAGAAGGCCACUACAACAACAGCCUACAGUUCCUGUAUGUGAAUGACAGACUGCUCCUGAAAACACGCAUUCAUAAGCUUCUGAAUUUUCUCCUACGCAGACUGAGCAGUACAAACCAGAAAAAUGACAAUCCAGAUGGACAGUCUGCCACUAAGAGUCCAAAGCACAAACGUAGCCAAGAGCAGUAUGGAGUUUAUAUCGUUAAUAUAAAAUGCUCUUACUCAGAGUAUGACAUUUGUCUUGAGCCUGCCAAAACUCUAAUUGAGUUUAAAGACUGGGAUGGCCUUCUGGUCUGCGUAGAAGAGGCAGUAAAAGCUUUCCUGAAGAGAGAGAACUUGAUGUCUGUGGUUUCUCAAGAUAACUUUGAAGAUUACGUAUCUUCACAAUCAUUUAGCACUGACCGUACAAACCAAGAAUCUUAUGUGAAUGACAAAGGUGUCCACGCAGCCAGUAGUAGUUCAAAGAUAGACUGCAGCAUUGGAGUGACACUAGCAUCUGAAGCUGUUCAUCGGAAAUGCAAUUACAUUACAUCAGUACAUGGCAAGCAGUCCAAUCCACUGGAAUAUAAAGAUGAAGAAGAGCUACAGCAGAAAAUGGUAUCUGCAAAUGACUUGGAUAACAGUCAACUUUCAAGUCAAGAAUGCCUCAACAAAGAGUCUGAUAAAGAUGAAUCGCGGUGUCACCUGGGAACUGCCACAACUGAACCUGCAAUGGAUGACAACAGUAACGUUGAAGAACUAACUUUAAGUAAAGCUGAUGAAUUUUCUCACAUUUCAUGUGUAUUAACUUCAGUUGAGCAAAUAGAAAACAAGCAACUAGAACCUCCAGAAGAAAGAGAUAUGAAUAUUACAAUUACUAACUCUGUCAAUCAUCAGAGUUCAUCUGAAAGCAUCACUAAAGUAACUCAACCUGAUCCAAAAUGUACUGAGCCAAUUCUUCCUGGCUACCACCACACAGAAGGACAUCAACAGACUUCAAGUACUAGAAAAAUUACCAUAUCAGAACCAUUCAUUCAUGAAAGUCUGCAAAUUGAAGAACAGCCUGAGUCUGCAUGUCAGCAGCAAGAUUUAUCACAGAUAGCUGAAGAAAGAUGUUUUUCAUUUAAACAUAAAAUUUCACUGGUCACAAGCAAGAGAACGAGUCAAAAUGAUUUUAAUGGACUUGCCCCUGUUAUUCCCCCCAAGAUUCCUAGAAUCAUAUCUCAGUAUAAGGAGCCUGGAUCUCUUGACUGCUUUAGAAGAAUGUAUGGUAAAUGUGAUAAACUAAAACCACCCACUCUGGAAACUCAUUCACAAAACAGUGCCUGGCUCCCUCAGAGAAACAGUGUUUUUUUGAAUGUCCAUAAUCCCUUUGUUUGUAAGAAAGAUGCUACAGAUAUAAAAGAAGGCAAGAGGCAGAGCAACCUCCAAAGUCCACCAACUUUAUCAGAUUUCACUAAGUUAAAGCCGGUCUCCAGUCUAAAUACAGAAAAAAAAUCUUUGGCAGCGAAACUCUGUCAUUUAAAAUGCAAGAAAGGAGCAUCACAUAUAACAACACACAUACCAACCACCGAAACUUCCUCAGAGACCAAUACCAGCUUCAGUAGUGGUCAUGGUGGCAUCCAAGACAGCAACAACGACAACCCCUGCAACUGGGCACUGCACUGUGAACCAGCCUCAGCUCACAGCAUAAAUCUGAAGUUAGCUGAGAAAGAACAGGACACAACACCUGAUGACUGGCUUCACCACUACGAUUCAUCUGUGGGGAAGACAGUUUACAUCAACAAAGUGACUGGGCUCAGCAGAUAUGAGGACCCAGCUUUAGAUGGAACACAAGCACCCUGUACAUCUGAUGUCACUAACAUGGCAGUCAGCAUCAUCUCAGAAACAGGCAUGGAAUACAGGUGUUACCCUUUUCAGGUGGAUCUAGUGUUGCCCUUCUUGCCUAAAUCCAGGUCUGACAGGGUGUGUAGCUCAGGGCCUGAUGACAGAGGUGACAGUGGUGAGAGUUCCAACUCACUUUUCUCAAUGUACUCAAAAUGGAAUAAUCCUGUGUUUGUCCAACCUCCUUCGGUUGGUUUGGACAUAUCAAGUGGACAUGCUGAUGGACUGGUGGUGAAGAUCCACAACAUCCUGUUUCCAUACCGCUUUUCUAAAGCCAUGAUUCACUCAAUGAAGGUAAUCGAUCAAGUGGAUAAGAAGUUUCUGGCAUGUCUCAUCAAUACUAGAGAAGAAGAGCCUGCAGGACACAGUGAGACUGAAGAAAAUCUUCUAGUGUUGGUGGAUCAACAUGCUGCACACGAAAGAGUCCGACUUGAAAGUCUUAUUGCAGAUUCAUACGAGGAUGACCCAGAUGCACCAGGAGAGAGACGUCUGUCUUCAUCAACCAUUUCACCACCUCUUCAAAUCAGUGUAACAGAGGAUGAGCUAAGGCUGUUACGGUCUUGUCAGUCACAUUUGCGAAGUUUGGGCCUUGAAGUUAAGUUUUCACUGGCAGCUGAUCCACAAGUUCUUGUAGGAAAAGUACCGCUGUGUUUCAUGGAAAAGGAGAGUAAUGAACGAAGGCGGGGAAGACCCUCUGUUAUCAAGCCUAUAGUUGAGGAGUAUCUGCAAGAGCAGAUUGAGAUGCUCCGUUCAGCUGGUAGAGUGAGAGGAUCGCUGCCUCUCACUGUUCUAAAAGUGCUAGCCUCUCUAGCAUGCCAUGGUGCAAUCAAAUUCAAUGACAGUCUCAGCAAAAAUGAGUGCCACAGCUUGAUAGCAUCCCUGUCUGCCUGCAAACUGCCCUUCCAGUGUGCCCACGGUCGGCCGUCCAUUGCUCCCCUUGUAGACAUCCUCCAUUUGAGCAACGAACAGAAGGAACAACAGAGACUCAACUUAACAAAGCUAAGAAGAAUGUGUAAAGCGUGGGAACUAUUUGGAGAUAGAUGAAUGGAUGUGCAUUUUAUUCUAGAUAUGUAUUUUAAUAUAUGGUUAGAUAAAUGAACUGAAAGUCAGAAAAAGAAAACCUUAUUGGUUAAUCUUAUUUUAAACUCCAAUGUUACAUAUUGCCUUUUUCUGCUGAAAAAAUUGAAAUUUACAACAUUGAGUACUUUGGUGUGCAAAUUAAUAAUGCUAUCAAGCAUGAACAAUUGUUUAUUACAUAUGCAAGUCCAAGAAUUUCUAAAAUAAAAUGCUAUUGAUGG
This is a messenger RNA of Sphaeramia orbicularis (orbiculate cardinalfish), 4199 nucleotides long. It is a transcript of the gene mlh3, whose product is annotated as mutL homolog 3 (E. coli). The coding region runs from base 319 to 3945 and encodes 1208 amino acids. The transcript has 12 exons. Gene Ontology annotation, biological process: mismatch repair. Gene Ontology annotation, cellular component: mismatch repair complex. The record is from RefSeq and is a predicted model, not a curated record. Lineage: Eukaryota; Metazoa; Chordata; Actinopteri; Kurtiformes; Apogonidae. Gene Ontology annotation, molecular function: ATP-dependent DNA damage sensor activity; ATP binding; protein binding.